Messenger RNA from Bacillus rossius redtenbacheri, 5497 nucleotides. RefSeq names its product nuclear speckle splicing regulatory protein 1. The transcript has a single exon. The record is from RefSeq and is a predicted model, not a curated record. NCBI's taxonomy places the organism in Eukaryota, Metazoa, Arthropoda, Insecta, Phasmatodea, Bacillidae. Gene Ontology annotation, biological process: regulation of alternative mRNA splicing, via spliceosome. The coding region runs from base 389 to 1555 and encodes 388 amino acids.
AAUAUGUGAAAUAUUAAGUUUUAUCACACAUAAAAACCAACAUACGAUGUUCUAUGUUAAUAAUUACAUUAAGACUGAAAAUAAAUGAAAUGUUAAAAUUAUUAUUUUGUUCUUUGUCGGCACAUAACAGUUGAAGGCCGAAUAAACAGUUGAAGCGAAAAAAACAUCGUAAGAGUACUCGCUCCUUGUUUACAUUGUUGCCUGGAAACUUAAAUCCUUGUUAGCAUUUUAGAACUGUGUUGUUAUUUAGUGGAUGUUCACAAGCAUUUACUGAAAUAUAUAUUGUGUAAUAUUUAAUGACAGUGGCCGAGCUAUGUUCAGUGCCGUAAUAUAAAGAUAAGCUUAUCGGUCGUGCCUCCCGCGCUUUAACGUUCACGUGGUAAGUUGCAUGCUUCGCGGAGGAAGUGCUUGUGAAGCUGGUAUCGCGAUGUCCGGCGGCAAGGCGUACGGCCUGGUGGUGCCGAAGAAAGGGGCGCUGCAGCCGCGCCACUCGGUGUUCGGGGACGACAGCUCGGACGAGGCGGGGGCCCGGGACGGGGCGGAGCGCCGCGCCCCCGUGCGCAAGGCCAAGCUGGACCCCGAGCUGGACGGCGAGCUGUUGAGCUACGACGACUACCACGACACGCUGGAGCGCGAGCGGGCCGAGCGCGCCCAGGCGCGGCGCGAGGGGGCGCAGGCCCGCUACAUCCCGCUGCUGCUGCAGCAGGCGGAGCGGCGCCGGAAGGAGGCGGAGCGCCGCACCGAGCGCCUGGUGCAGAAGGAGCGCGAGGCGGAGGGCGAGCAGUUCCGCGACAAGGAGACCUUCGUGACCGCCUCGUACCGCCGCAAGGUGGAGGAGUUCGCCACGAUGGAUGCCGACGAGCGGCGGCGGGACCGGCUGGAGGAGCUGGGGGACGUGACCAAGCAGCGGGACUUGGGUGCCUUCUACGGAGCCCUCUACAAGCAGACUGUGGGGGUGGGGGACGCCGCCCCCUCGGAGCCCGAGCCGGGUGACCAGGAUCCCGCGGCCGCGGCCGAUUCGCUCGCCAAAAAGUCGCGGCACUACCGCAAGAGAAAGAGCUCGUCGAGCGAUGAGCACGGCAACGACGACCUCGGCGAGGGUAAAGCCGUUCCCGCACGGGCGGUGAGGGAGAGGGACGUAUCGGAGGGGAGGCGGAGAAGCAACGAACACGGCCGGUCUUCCUCUGGACGAAAGAAGCCACGUGACGCAGACGAGCAGAAGGUAGAGGAAGGCGUGGGGAACUCUCUGGACGUGAACCGCGCGUACGGAGGAGGCAAACCAAAUGCACGGGAGAAAAACGUGGAGUCGGGCUCCGAGGAGGGUGAAAUCAGGGAGGAGGGUGAGAAGAGAAUCGCAGACGGUGCUGAAGGUGUGGCUAAGGUGGAAGCGCCGGGUACUGAGAGCACGGAACUGGCGGAGGACGUUGUUGCAAAGCCGGUGGAGAAAGUCAACAUCUGGGAGAAGCACACGGUAGGGGAGGUGUUGGAGGCGGCGGUGCAGCGGUAUUGGCAGCGCAAAGCCGCCCGAGAAGCUGGGAGGGCAGCAGCCAAGUAGGGCUGCCACUGUGGCGAUCAAUCAGAGACUCGCACCUUCAGGCGUUAUUCUAUAGUUACUCCAUAGUGACGAUUUUCAUUUAAAAACUUUACCGUGUUUCCUUCCCAAGGUUAAUUGAUAGUUAAUUCUUCAUUAUGCCUACAGCAUAGUUGCUCUUUCAGCACCACGUUGAUUUUUUUAAAAAUAAAUUCAACAUCAAACUCAGGGUUGCCAAAGUUUAAACUUCUGAAUACUUUACGGAAAUGACUAGAACGGGGUGCAUGUAUCUCAUGUGGUUUGAAUUCAGAGGUAAAUAUAAUAGCUUUUAGCAUAAGAAAAUUAAUGAAAACAGUUAUUUGGAAAAUUUUGCAAUAUUAAAUUUACUUUUCUAAUUUACAUAGUAUACAGGAAAUCAAUAAGUAUGUAUCGAAAAUUGGAAAUAACAUCUUAUUUGUUAAGUAUUUUUAGAUACAGGGGCAAGAGAGACAAGUCAAUGGUACAAAUAAAUUUUGUAACACUGACUAACUUUUAAGAAAUUCCUUGCGUUAAUAAUAAUGAGUUAAGGUCAAUCCCAUUUCCAUACUAAUAACAUCUCAGGUAUUAUUUGUACAUAAUUAAAUGUUUUUCAAGAUGCGUAUUAUGUUGAAAAGUAACAGAUAGUUCCAUUUUCUUCAUUCCGCACAUAUCCUUGUAUGUUAAUUUACCUAAGGCAGUGCUGCAAUCAAAAUAAACAUUACAUUAGCAAUAAGAAAACCAGUAAGAGUAGCCAAAACCAUAAUAAAAGCAAUUUGGUACAAUUGACAUAACCAAAUUUUAAGUGUUGAUUCUGACUAUAAAAAAAUGUAUCAUUUCCCAACAAGAACUUUCACAUUUAAAUGAAUACUUUUUUUUAUUAUUAUUUACCAAACUGUUCUUAAGUGUAUUUUCUCAUAGCCUAUGUUUUAAAUUUUUGAUUUAAUAAAAAACAAGUUCUUGUAUCAAUAAAGUUUCACAAGGCAAAUAACCCAGUUCUCGGGUGCUUCAAAGUGAAUGUCACAUUUUUUAAUGACAUUUGGCUUCGAGGAAACAUUAGGAUUGGCUACACACAGAAUCGUGCAUAUGAAAGUUGAAAGUUAGCCAACUUAUAAAGCUACAUACUAUGUCUUGGCAACAGUUAUUGUUAAGCGUUAUUGUAUAACCGUGUAAAACAAAGUUUUCAUCUCUGUUAUUUCCACUGUAGCACUUCCUUAAGUUUAAUUUAAAGUGUUUUGAAAGAUGUGUACGUAUGUUCUGCUUGUCUCGUAGUUGUUGCAUUGUGAAUACAUUUAUGUGCAGUUUCUCAACCUUCAACAUUGUAAGCCAAGAGUGCAUUAAGAGGGCCUGUGUGUUUUAAGAGUAAGUACACCAGCUGACAAACAUGCAUUUAUUGUGCCAAAUGUACAUUUCAAUUUUUUUUGUAUAACAUUUAAACAUAAAACUUCUGUAUAUCAGUAAAAACACAUGGUUUGCAUAUAAUAUGUAUCACACUAAUCAUAUUUUAAAAAUCUAAGUAAAUUGUAAAAUUACAAUGGUAACAAAUUAGGUUUUUUUUCUUUUCAAUUCUUGAUAUUUAUUAACCUGCUACCAGCUGUGCAGUGAAUUAGUUGGUUAGAAAUAUCCACAUGUAAAAAAAGUGGUAAAAUGGCACAAAGGUGUGCUGAACACCACAUUAAAAAUUACAUUUUAAUAUUUAGUAAUAAUAUGGCCAAUAUUCGUAAAACCGUAUAAAUAGUUGCAAGUCAAAUAAUUGUCCUUUUUAUUUGUUAUUGAGAUAACUUUGUGAUCAAGAUGCCCGUAAGUACCAUGGCUUUUUGCGAGGCUUAUCAUUGGUCAACGUGCCAAUUGCUGUGUAAUAUUUGGGCCAAUGAAACAACUGCAAGGCUUCUGUAUCUAGGGCAUGUAUUAAUGGAAGGGACUGGAGAAACGUGCAUUUUAAAUCACCUCUAGGAUUGACCUUAGAGUCCUGUGCGUGCUGUGGCAUAUGUCUGCUGUCCGUUGGCUGCUGUCUGGAGAGCUGUCUUUCCUCGAUCAGGGUCGGCAGACCGCGGCUGUCUGCUCCACAACUCACUGCAUUGCCGCAGUGCCGCCCACCGCACUCGCCCACGGGCUCUUCGUAUUUUAAUAAUUAAUUAAUUAAAACCAUUUAGGUUUUCUGGUUUUAUCAGUACAUCUUUACUAGUGAAUACAAUUUUUAUUUUACAUAUACGUGUUUUAAGAAGCCUUUAUUUUUAAGACUUAAUGUUGAAUUUGUGAAUAAAAUAUUUUACUUUUAUCUUCUUUUUUUAUUACCUUAAAAUUCCAUAUAGAAACAGAGCUCUCAAUUGUCUACAAAAAAUUUGAAAAUCUGUUUACUUAAUAUUUAGCUCGUCUCACUCGAAAGUCUGCCCGACUCCUGUCCUAAGUGGUCGUGAUUCCUUCUCUUAUGUUUUCUGCCACCAGUUGCGUCCCUCGCGCUCGGGUGUUUCCGUGCCACCUGGUGGCAGCACUGUGCUGCUGGUGUUUAUCUUUACCGUUGGAUUUCAUUUCAGUACAGCCUACAGUGUUUACAGUUUUACAACGGGUUACAUUUCACAUCUAUAUUUCCGUAAUGAUGUUGUGGAGAAGAUUUAUGCUUAUCGUUUUUUAAAAACUAUUGUACUAUAAUACAUAUUGAUUUUUUUGUUGGUAUUUCCAUUGAAACUACAUUGACGUUCGAUAAUCCGGCAAAGUCACUAACCUGGCAUAGCAGUGGUCCAGGACUUGUCGAAUUACAGACCUUUCACUGUGUUGGGUUCCCACAACUGUCAAAACAGGGCCAAAUGUUUUUGGAAGGCACUGUAUUUUCACUGACCUUGAUAUUGUGUGAUGGUAGUUAUGAGACAACUACUUUUAUCACAUUCAUUUUUUUAAUACCUUUUAUCUUGGUUUUGUUUUUACAUUUGGUGUUAUUUUUCUCAUAGUUAAGUUAUUAGUAUAAGCACCAUUUUCUGCUGACAUCCAUGUACAUUUUGUUUUUUUAAUAAAUUUUUAUAUAAUUCAGUAUCUACAUAAUUCUUUAAAUUUGGAAUUAACAGAAAGGGUCAGUUUUUUUAAUAACAUGGAAUAUGCAGAUAUUAUGUAGUAAAUGGUUACGAAUAGUUUUUUUUGGAUAUUGCAAGGAUGUGCUAUAUCUAUAUGCUAUAUGUUGCUUGAUGUAAUUUAAUAUCUUUUUAUUAUAAGUUCAGAAAUGUUGGCCAGAUUUAUAAACUACGCAAGAUCACAAGUACGCAAGAAACGCAAAAAGAAAAGAGUUCAAUGACUGGCGUUUCAAAUACUGUUCAUAAACUAUGCAACCAUUUGCCAAAUUUCAACUUCAUGAGGUUUGACUUGUGUUUUUGCCUGUCGUUAUUAAAGUGAACAGGUCCAAAAACUUUGCAUACAAACAAACAAUGUUGUCUUUAGUAUUUACAGCACAUUUUUACUUGUUUAAACUUUCACUAAGUUAAAAGAAAAUAACACUUUUAAAUUCAAUUAUUGAUAAUUUCAUAAUUUUUCAGUAAUAAAAAUGAUAUAUCAAAAGAUGCCAGGAGAGGAAAUUUGUUUUCAAAUGUUUUGCAGCCUCAAUUUGUACGGUUGGACAUCCUGUGACUUUCGUGCUUCAUAAACGACCCGGAUUAUUCUGCGUUGGUUACGUGUUGCGAAGAUGGUGUCCCAUGCGUAGUUUAUAAACCCAGCCUAAGGGUUCAUUGUGUCAGUGAGGCCGAAAAACCCAUCUAUUGUUAUAGUAGCCACAGUGGCUGUUUUUUUUUAUGAUUGACUUUCAUCUUAUGUGUGCUGUGAGAAAACUGUUAACAAAUUUUGUGACAUAAAAAGCUUGUUAAAGGGAAGUUUUUGUCGGUUAUUUUGAGGGAACGUAAAAAUGAUAAUUGUACAAAUUGUAAUAUGUUACCAUGUUUUGUUUUAAAAUAAGAAAAAACUCUUCUUUAA